Molecule: messenger RNA, 654 nt
Organism: Trichoderma reesei QM6a
Lineage: Eukaryota; Fungi; Ascomycota; Sordariomycetes; Hypocreales; Hypocreaceae
Exons: 2
Biological process (GO): endocytosis; negative regulation of protein kinase activity; eisosome assembly
Cellular component (GO): plasma membrane; eisosome filament
Molecular function (GO): lipid binding
Source: RefSeq, a predicted model, not a curated record
CCCGAGCUCUCCCAGAGAAUGUUCCGCCUGGUCAAGGCCACGAGGGACGUCGGCAACGCGUACGAGACGGCGGGCCAGCGGCGGGUGACGGUUGCAUUGCAGCUCGCCGACUGGGGCGAGCAGACGGCCGACACGGCCAUCAGCGACCUGGCCGACAAGGUGGGCGUUAUUCUUACGGAGAUUGGGGAGCUGGACAAGAAGUAUGCAAUCGCGGCGGACAUUGCGCGCACUCACCUCAAGCUGAUCCGCGACACGGAGAGGAGCGUCCACCCGAGCCGCGAGGGGAUGCAGCGAGUCACAGACGAGCUCCAGAAGAUCAUGGCCAAGGACCCCCAGAGCGACCGGGUCGUCAUGCUUGAGCAGGAGUUUCAGAGGGCAAGGGCUAAGAAUCUGGUCGCCGAGGCGCAGCUGACCAACGUUACUCGCCAGAACUUCAAGGAAGCAUACCGGAAGGAGUUUGACGCAGUCAUUGAGCGCGCCGAGAAGCAAAUCAUCAUGGCCCGGCACGGUCACCGUCUUCUCAGGCUUCUCGACUAUGAGGCGGUCCCGCCAGGAAGCGUUCCCGAGCCCUACACGGGCGAUACCCAGGCUCGCCAGAUCCUGAACGAUGCUAAGGACGAUCUCAAGGACUGGACACCCGAGUCCAGGUCUGUA